UGACCAUUUAUAUAUUCCCAAUUUCCCAUAUGGCAGCAAACUAACAAAAAAUGAAACCUAACCAAGAUAAUUGUAAAAGGAAAAAUAAAGGACAAAUUCAUAAGACAAGAAACCACCUAAACUUGUUUCCUUUGGCACCACAUCGGUCGAUGCUAAUUGCUAAGUGAAAUGUCAUUCAGAAGGACAAAUGUGACUUUCAGUUUCACCAAGAAAAAUAAAAAGGACAAAUGUGACCGUCUUUAGUCACUGCGCCAAUAGUCCAGAAAGGAUCAACACCGGCCAUGCGACAAUGACAAUCCGCUUCCUUCCACCGCCAGCGGCCGGCCGGCAGGCGGACAUCCCAACUCCGCUUAGUUUAAAUAACCCCCGCAGCGCCUCAAACGAAUUACAUCGCUACCGGCCAGAAGGGAAAAUAUGGGGUCAAUCGAUCAUCAAUCAAUGGCAGUGCAAGAAGAAGAGCUACAGCAUUUGGUGUUCAUCCCAUUCCCAUCCGCCGGCCACUUCGUAUCAAUGGUGGAGCUCGCCAAGCUACUCGUCCACCGCCACUCCACCCUCGUCAUCUCCCUCGUCAUCAUCACCUCCCCCUCCACCGCCACCGCCGCCGUCACCCGCUACGCCGACUCACUCGCCGCCGCAGCCACCCCGCGCGUCAACCUCCUCCGCCUCACCGGCGAGGACGACCCUUCCCUUCCAGCCGGCAAUGCUCUCUCCGUCAUCGCAUCUCAAAAGACACGUGUGAGAGAUGCCCUGCUCUCGACGGCAGCUCGAUUCUCUGGGUUCGUCCUGGACAUGUUCUGCACCUCAAUGCUAGACGUGGCGGAAGAGUUGGGCGUUCCCUCGUACCUUUUCUUCCCCUCCGGCGCCGCUUUUCUCGGCUUUAUGUUCCAUAUCCAGGAGUUGCACGACGAGGAAGGAUUCGUCGCCGCCGAGUCAACGGGAGUUGAGUUGGUUUUCCCGGGUUUGGUCCGCCCGCUUCCGGGGAAGGUCUUGCCUUCAGGUCUUCUGCACGAGGAAUGGGCGGCUAAAUCAUAUAGAAUGGCAAGGGAUUUCAGGAAAACCAAGGGUAUUUUGGUCAAUACGGUGACGGAGUUGGAGACAUAUGCGCUCGAGUCUCUCUCCCGGACGGACAACCCGAAGGUGUAUCCGGUGGGACCCGUUUUGAACCUGAGGCCUGACGACACGUCGUCAUCUGAGUUAAGCGGAGAGGAGGAUGAUGAUGUGAUUCAAUGGCUGGACCAGCAACCGGAGUCGUCAGUGGCGUUCCUCUGCUUCGGGAGCAUGGGAGGGUUCUGUGCAGAACAGGUGAAAGAGAUUGCUUGUGCUCUGGAGGGCAGUGGCCAUAGGUUUCUAUGGUCCCUGCGCCGACUCGAAGGAGGACCGACGCUUACCCCGACAACAACUGAUUACGGGGAUGUUCGGGAGGUUCUGCCAGAAGGGUUUGUUGAUCGAACGACGGAGGUCGGAAGGGUGAUAGGAUGGGCUCCACAGGCGGCCGUGCUGGCUCACAGGUCCGUCGGAGGGUUUGUAUCACACUGUGGGUGGAAUUCGACGCUAGAGAGCAUGUGGUUUGGGGUGCCAAUGGCCACGUGGCCACUGUACGCGGAACAACAAUUCAACUCUUUCUUGCUGGUAAAGGAGUUGAAGACCGCCGCAGAGAUCAAGAUGGAUUACCGAACUGAGAGUGGAGAGAUCGUAUCGGCCGAAGAAAUAGAGAGAGGAAUCAGGAGCUUGAUGGAGCAAAAUAACCCGAGGAAGGAGAAGAUGAAAGAAUUUUGUGACAAGGUCAGGGGUGCGCUGAUGGAUGGUGGAUCUUCAUCGUCUUCAAUCGCUGAAUUUAUUGAAGAUAUCAAGAUCAAUUAUCGAAGCGAAAGCGGAAAGAUUGUAACAACUGAAGAAGUCAAGAGAGGAACCAAGAGCUUGAUGGAGCUAGCAAAACAGCUCGAUAAAGGAGAUCGAAUAUGCACUAAUGAAUGGUAAUUCUUCCUUAUCUCCGAUCGCUGAAUUUGUUGGAGAUAUGGGUAGUGACCGUUGUUGGGAUUUUUAAUGGUGUGAAUGGAAAUAAAAGGGGAAAGAUUCAAGAGAAUCUCUUGAAGUACCAUGUUGGUAAUAUGUGGGAAGGCAUGGUCGCGAAUUCGGUCGAUAAUGUAAUAUGUUGGUAAUCGGUAAUAUUGGUUUGUGUAACAAACCAGACCAAACCGAAUUGAACCAAAUCGAACCGUACAGAUACGACCGUUGGAAUAACCAAACCGGUCCAACUAUCAUGGGCCGAACCGAUACAAUGGUUCAUUAUUUUUAAAUGAACCAAUGUGUUGGUUGGGGUGUAACCACCCAUAUGAAGAGUUGCCAGCCUUCGUACGCACUCCUUCAUUUUCUAUAAAUAGCACCAUACCCCCCUCUAGUUUGGAGUUUGAGAUAUACAUGGUUUUUUCCGGUACCAAAAUUCUUCCAAAAUCCAAAACUAGUUUUCUGCAUUCUUUUCAAAGAGAAAAUAGAGUCAAGUGUGGUUCUCGCCGGUUUGCUGCGUUCGAUGGUUUCCGGGGUUGAGUUACCGUUACGCUGGAAAAGGUACGUCCUUUCUAUCCUUGGAGGAAUCAUUCCAUAACCUUAAUUACCAUAGGGGAAUAAGAUUCUUUAAAGAGA
Messenger RNA from Linum trigynum, 2640 nucleotides. The record is from the annotation of a GenBank genome assembly. Lineage: Eukaryota; Viridiplantae; Streptophyta; Magnoliopsida; Malpighiales; Linaceae.